Molecule: messenger RNA, 2274 nt
Organism: Polistes canadensis
Lineage: Eukaryota; Metazoa; Arthropoda; Insecta; Hymenoptera; Vespidae
Product: arylsulfatase B-like
Exons: 11
Coding region: 1-2274 (757 amino acids)
Source: RefSeq, a predicted model, not a curated record
AUGAGACAAGCAGAUUUUGUACCAACAAAAUUAUUAGAAGACGCAAUUUUUAAAAGGUGGACUUCGGUUCCUUCAAAUUUUAUAACGAAUCUGGUUGUUAAUUUUGAAAGUGGCCUAACUCCAUUCUUGGAACUUAUCAAAAAAGAGAUGAAUGAAAAAUGGAUGAGUUUAGCGCCAUUAUUUGUAACGCUCUGUCUUUCGAGUGUUUUUAAAUUAAAUUAUGCGAUUUUCUUAUCAAAAUCCACAUUACAUCAAACAAUUUCGAAGAGUCGGGAUGAUAUUGAAAAAGAGGAAAAUCAAGAGAAAGAAUUUCAUCGUGAUAAUCGUCAAAAACCGAAUAUCAUUAUGAUUAUUGCCGAUGACAUGGGUUGGAACGACGUUGGCUUUCAUGGAUCUGAUCAAAUCCCAACACCGAAUAUCGAUGCUCUUGCAUACAAUGGUGUUAUCCUAAACAGUCAUUAUGUAUUACCUCUUUGUACACCCAGUAGAGUGGCAUUAAUGACAGGAAAAUAUCCGAUUCGACUUGGCAUGCAACAUUCAGUUUUAUUAGCUGGUGAACCACGAGGACUUCCUUUGAACGAAAAAUUACUUCCCCAGUACUUAAAAGAAGCUGACUACGUAACACAUGCCGUUGGUAAAUGGCACUUAGGAUUUUAUAAAAAAGUCUACACUCCUACCUAUCGCGGUUUCGAUACAUUCUUUGGAUAUUAUACUGGCUUUCAAGACUAUUACACCCAUCUUGCCUCUGAUUUGGAUGAUAAAUUAGGCUUUGAUAUGCGACGAAAUCUUUCGGUAGCUUGGGAUACAUUAAAUAAAUAUUCAACUGAUCUAUUUACGGAGGAAUCGGUGAGACUUAUUAAUUCUCAUAAUACCAAAAAUCCAAUGUUUCUUUAUCUCUCACAUUUGGCACCGCACAAUGGAGGUUUUAAAAAUUCUAUACAAGCACCCGACGAAGAAAUAGCCAAAUUUGGAUAUAUCCAUGAUCCAGAAAGAAGAACUUACGCGGCGAUGGUUUCGAAAUUGGAUGAAAGCGUAGGCAAGGUGAUUGCAGCUUUGAGAAAACGUGGAAUGUUAGAAAAUAGUAUAAUAUUAUUUAUUAGUGAUAAUGGAGCACCAACGAUAAAUGUUUUUAGUAAUCAUGGCAGUAAUUAUCCCCUUAGAGGUAUAAAAGAAACCCCUUGGGAAGGUGCUGUACGAGGAGUCGCAGCUAUUUGGAGUCCAUUCAUAAAUAAAUCAAAGAGAGUCUCAAAUCAAUUAAUGACUAUUGUCGAUUGGCUACCAACGUUACUUUCUGCGGCAGGAUUAAACAAAAGCAAAUUAAAUAAAAUAGACGGCAAGGAUUUAUGGGAAAAUAUAGUAGAAAAUCGUAAUAGUCCUCGAACUGAAAUACUCAUUAAUAUCGAUGAUAUUAGCGAUUAUGCAGCCAUUCGUUAUAAAAAUUUUAAAUAUAUUACGGGUAAUGUUGGUGUUGAUGACUGGUUAGGAGAAAGUGGCAAGCCGAGCGAAGAAUUUGGUUUUCCACCAGCAUACAAUCCUAAUCAAAUACUGCAAAGCAAAGCGGGUAUCGCUCUUGCUGGUGUAAUGACUACUCGGGAAAUAAUCGAAUCGAGAAGAAAAAGAAGAAACGUUAGCGUUGCAAACGAUACUAAGAAAGAAUUUCAAAAGAAAAUAUUAACUGCGGAUCAAUUACUUGAUUUACGAAAGAAAGCAGAACUCAAAUGUAAUGUUAAAAAAGAAGAUAUAAUUAAAUGUGAUACUCUACGAGCACCUUGCCUAUUCAACAUCGUUAACGAUCCAUGUGAAAUGAUUAAUUUAGCUGAAUCAAAACCACAAAUUCUUGCCCUAUUAGAAUUAGCUAUACUGAAGCACAGAUUUACUGUAGUACAACCAAGUAAUCAAAAAAAAGAUAUUUUGGGGAAUCCGUUACUAUACAACAAUACUUGGAUCAGUUGGGGCGAGAUUGAAAAUACAAGCAAAAACAUGGCAUAUUUACAGAAACAAGAUUCUAAUGAAUAUUCUAGUCUAUUAAUAACAAUGAUUUUUAUGAUCUUUGUUCUUUUUAUCUUAGGUAUAAUAAAUCUUUUGGUAUUAUUAUCUGAAAAGUUAUGCAAAAAAAAAGAGACAAAGAAUAGAAAAGACUCGAAGAAUAAAGAUUGUAGUACUACAGUAAAAAUUGCAAAUGAAAUUGAAAAUAAUAUAAGAAAUAGUGAGGACGAAGAGAAUACUGAUCUCAUUAAUCCAACUAUAAUAAAAGAUAGUAAUAUUAUAAAAUGA